This is a messenger RNA of Pseudoliparis swirei, 1718 nucleotides long. Its product is annotated as putative ferric-chelate reductase 1. Gene Ontology annotation, molecular function: oxidoreductase activity, acting on metal ions. Lineage: Eukaryota; Metazoa; Chordata; Actinopteri; Perciformes; Liparidae. The record is from RefSeq and is a predicted model, not a curated record. Bases 1 to 1677 code for a protein of 558 amino acids. The transcript is spliced from 15 exons.
AUGGAGCGUGUCGUGCUGCUGGUGCUGUGUGUCGCCCCUCUGGGUCGGUGCUACAGCUCCGGUGGAGUAACGGAGAGCUGCGAGGGCAUGCGGCCCCAGCACUCUGGGCUGAGCCCGCAGACGGCACCGCCGCCCUUCACCGUCACAACCGACCAUGUCAGCUACAGACCUGGAGACCAGGUGAAAGUUGAGAUCCGGGCUCCAGCCUCCACACCGUUCAUUGGUUUCCUGUUACAGGCCCGAGAGGUGGGGGGUCGGGCCCCUGUGGGCUCCUUCGCUCUGACAACAGGGGGCGCUCAGCUCCUCGCCUGCAGCCAGAGGCCUUUGACUUGGAGAUCAGAAGCAUCAGAAGUCAUGAAGCCGAUUCAGUUCCAUGCGUCCUUUGUGCAGAACUUCAGGACCUUCUGGGUCGAUGUCACGAGCCCCUCCAUGAACUCCACUCAUAACUACAGUGGAGGAUCUACACCCCCUCCCACGCCUCAGACAACCACAACCUAUCGACCUGCACCACCUGUUGGGAGCAUCACCAGUGCAGCCUGCGGCGUCACCAAGCUGUGUUUCAGUCAGCCGGCCAGCUGUGACCCUGCAGCCAACAGUAAAUGUUACUUCAUGUCAGCCGUGGCGUUGUCACCAACCGCUGCAGCCGUCCGCUACGAGAUGACAGGUCCGUCUGAUGGAUACGUCUCUUUUGGAUUUUCAGAUGAUCAGAUGAUGGGAAGCGAUGACAUCUAUAUUUGUGGCGUUGGCGGUGACGGAGCGGUGCGACUGCAGCGUUCUUUCUCAACGGGACGGACGACUCCACGAGCGAUUCCUCUGGGUAAUGUGUCCGACGUGAGAGCGUCGUUGCUGGAUGGGGUGAUCAGCUGUUCCUUCACCUCCAGGAACAUCGUCUCUACUCAGAGGACCACUGGCUUCAACAACACCUACUACCUCCUGUUUGCCCAUGGACCCAACAGCAAUGGACAAAUCCAGUUCCAUACAGGUACCUUCAUCAGCUCUGACAAAGUAGACGUCUCCAGACCCCGGAUCGUCAGCAAAGCCGGUUGGCCUCAUAUCAUCAAAGCGCACGGGGCACUGAUGCUGACAGCCUGGAUGACACUUGGAUCACUGGGAAUGAUGGUGGCCCGAUAUCUGAAGAGGUUGACCAAAAGACAGAAACUGUGUGGCAAAGACGUCUGGUUUCUGGUCCACGUUGCGGUGAUGAGUGUGGCAAUAGCAGCCACAGCCAUCGCCUUCAUCCUCUCCUUCUCGUACGCCAAAGCCUGGUCUGGGGGAGCCCAUCCUGUGUUGGGCUGCCUGGUUCUGAUUCUCUCAUUCCUCCAGCUCUUGCUGGCUGUGUUGCGUUGUGGACCUCAACAUCCCCGACGGUUCCUGUUCAACUGGUUUCACGCUUUAAACGGAAUGUGUAUAAAAGUUUUAGCUGUUGCAGCCAUAUUCACAGGCCUGCAGCUGAUUGACAGCAGUCUGGACAAAUGGUUGAUGAGAGUGAUGGGGGGUCUGGUUGGCUGGGACGCGCUGGGCUUCAUUCUGUUGGAAGUGCUCUUAAAGUGGAGGUUGAACAGCGCAGAUGUUUUGGGAUCUAAAUUGACAACAGUUGAUGUUGUUUUGGUGGUUCUGUUCUUCCUGGGAAAUUUGACCUUUUUGGUGACGCUGCUGGUUGGAAUCGGAAAGGCAUAAUGACAACAACAACAACAACAACAACCACUACCUGAGCAUUU